AUGUUACAAACUAUUCUUUUAAUUGUCGUCCUACUGCAAAUUCGAGAGGCACUGAGUACACCCACUGGAGCAAGUGAAGGUAUCGAACAAGUUCUGCUUUUUGAUGUAUCAAGUGCUGAAAACCCCAAAGGGAGACGAAUAAUAUCGAUCAAUGGUCACCAAGAUACUUAUGGACCGACAAUUAGAGCUAAGAUAGGUGACACAAUCAAGUUAAAUUUGAAAAAUUCAAUAUGUUCACCAGCAGAGAUACAACUGAGCGAGACAGAUUCUCUUUGGAAGGAUUACUGUGACACAGCACUUCAUUUCCAUGGGCUGGCUCCUAUAGGGAAUGUGAAUGAUGGUGUUCCAGAGUUAAUACAAGCGGGCAUCAAAACAGGCGAGAAUUAUUGGUACAACUUUACGAUUCCAGAGAAUGCUUGCGGAACCUUUUGGUAUCACUCACACUCCACCGUGCAAUAUGGGGAUGGACUUCGUGGUACUAUAAUUGUGGAUUGCCCCGAGUUUAUGUCGCUGACCAAUGAUAUAUUGCAAAGCUUGAAUAGCAAGGCGGAAAUUGAAGCAGGUCCCCUGGCGUUGAUAGAGGGUCAAUCAAUAGCAACGGGAGAUACAGUACAGGAACAAGUGAUAGCGUUAUCCGACUGGUACAAUGAUUCUGAUCUAGAUGUCCUGCAUGACAAAGUGAUGACUUACGAUGGGACUACGGACCCACGCAUAGACGGGUCCUUAAUCAAUGGCUCACAAGAUGACAACCUCGAAUUCGUCCUUGGUAAGGAUACACAAGUGCUGGUACUGCGGAUUAUCAACACUGGAAUGUCCGGGACCCAGGUCUUGAACUUAGCCGGGCACCAGCUAGUUAUCAUGGAGACUGAUGGCAUACUUGUUAAGCCUUAUGUUGUAGAGACUCUCAGUAUGGCAGUUGGACAAAGGGUCACUGUAGUUGUGAAGCUGAAUGACGAUGUAAAAAGUGGCAAAUCUGCGCUUAAGCUGACAAACGGCUGCAACAAGAUGAUGGGCUACAUUGAAAAGACAGCAUGGUUUGUCAAGGAAGGAGGCCAAAAUAUCAGAGACGAGAAUCAUACGAAAAUAAAGAAUCUGCCGGGGCUGAAUAAGAACGAAAUGUAUCAACAGUUAGAGCCCACGGACAGCAGUGGGAUUCACGGCCUUUGGGAUAACGCAGCUGUGCAACGAAUCGAACUGGACUAUGCCUACCAUUCUGACGAGGCAACAGUCAACGAGUACGGUACUGGGAUGUACAAAGUGAAUGGCAAGACGUUCGGCGAAUUUUUCGAGCACCCAAUCAAGCUGAAAGGCGGCCAAAUAGCAGAGGUUGUCAUCAACUCCAUCGACCACAUGAGGCACCCAUGGCACUUACACGGGCAGCCAUUCCAAGUAGUUUCAAUAGGUGAGGGACAUGAGGGCCCACUCCGGGCCGAAUCCCCCGACAACAGCGCUAGUCGCAAGUACAAGAAGGAUAUACAAUACUGGCAAGAAAAUCGACAAACCCCAAUGACUAGAGACAGCAUUAACAUUCCAGGCAGCUCAUAUGCAGCUCUUAGAAUCAAAGCUGAUUUGCCUGGGUUAUGGCUCCUCCACUGUCAUAUCGACUGGCAUAUAGCGAAAGGUCUUGGUGUUGUCUUAGAAGUUGCGCCACAGCUCGACGAAGAAAGGCCUGUUUCGACUCCAACCGAGGCAGCAGCACCAAUUGAGCAUCAGGAACCUCCCAGACAUCGUAUCAGAGUCCUGAUCAUUUACUUCCUCAUCAUGUUGGCCAUCAAUGGCGCUCUAUACUGGUUACUGAUGUAA
Molecule: messenger RNA, 1803 nt
Organism: Torulaspora delbrueckii
Lineage: Eukaryota; Fungi; Ascomycota; Saccharomycetes; Saccharomycetales; Saccharomycetaceae
Gene: GMC1
Product: putative oxidoreductase
Exons: 1
Coding region: 1-1803 (600 amino acids)
Biological process (GO): reductive iron assimilation; cellular response to iron ion starvation
Cellular component (GO): high-affinity iron permease complex
Molecular function (GO): copper ion binding; ferroxidase activity
Source: RefSeq, a predicted model, not a curated record